Messenger RNA from Schistocerca americana (American grasshopper), 5348 nucleotides. RefSeq lists its product as uncharacterized. The record is from RefSeq and is a predicted model, not a curated record. NCBI's taxonomy places the organism in Eukaryota, Metazoa, Arthropoda, Insecta, Orthoptera, Acrididae. Gene Ontology annotation, biological process: protein dephosphorylation. Bases 216 to 5333 code for a protein of 1705 amino acids. The transcript is spliced from 22 exons. Gene Ontology annotation, molecular function: protein tyrosine phosphatase activity.
GCCUCCGCAGAGUGCGAAGUGUGUUGUGUCCGCCUUUCCUCGCACGAACCCUGCAGCGUACGCGGCGCGCGGACACGACAGCUGAACGCAAAAGAGAGAGAGCGCGGGCAGCGGGCAGCCAGGCUGGGGUGAAGAGAGUCCAUGGAGAGAGCCCCACGCACCGGCAGCAGCUCUCCAGCCGGCAAAGGGUCCUCGGACUCCGGAUCCAGCUCAUCAUGAGCUGGACCACCAUCGUCAUCAUCUUCGCUGGGCUGCUGAGCGCGGAGCUGCGAGUGGUGGGCGCUGACGACGCGGACGUGGUCGCCGGGGGCGGCGCUGCUGCUGGCCUCUGCGACGGCGGGCGCGCCGAGUGUGCGACGGUGGCGCCGCGGGUCGGCCCGCCGCCGCUCAUCGCUGGGCCUGGCGCCAGCAACGCGGCCGAGCUUCCAGCGCCAGGCGGUGGCGCAAAUGCAAGCAGCAAGGGUGGUAAUCGACUUGAUCUCGAUGGUGCUGGUGCGGGCUCUGUCGUUCGUGCAGAAACUCUUGGGAGUGCCGUCCAAGGCGCCGCUCUUCCGGAAAACCCCAACGGCGCCCAAGUAGAGCCACUCAAGCAGGCCACAGAAGCAUCUCCCACAGAAUCUGUCACAAGUUAUGGCUGGAAAAAGUCCGGGUUUGUACACUCUGCGAAAGAAGAAACGGAGAGCGACAGCAAGCAGAAAGACAGCGCUCUCGCUCAAGAUGAUAUGGAAGCACAGACAGCCUCUUCUACAUUCCAAGUUCCAGAGGGGGAGACUGUUAAGAAAGACGUCAGUAGACCACCAGGCCUCCAAAGUAAUGAAAAUUCGCCGACGUCGAGGUAUAUGAAGCCGGAAUCUGAAGACGAGAAUGCCAAUCUGGGGUCGAUAUUGGGUCCAGACAAGGGCAGUCCAACCACAGUUCAGCCCUACGUUGACCGAAAAUCAGAAGCUACUCAAUCUGGUUCCAGAAAUAUAGUGACUCAGCCUCCGAUGGCAACACACGCCUUUUCUGAUCAGAAGGUUCCAAUGUCGGACGACACGUUCCCCCCAGCUGCUCGAGUCAAUGAAGGUUCUCCAAUGUCUGCCAGCUUGCAAGCACAGGAUGCAGCUGGAACAGACAUUCGGGUGGAACAACAUGACAAUCCUGGCGAAACAGACACAGUAGCAGCUUCAACCACAAGGAAGCCAGUAAUGAAGAUAGUGUCUGAAGGUGUUAUACAUCCAUCCGCUAUUCCUAGUGGCCGCUCCGUUUCCCUUCCAAGUAAUCUUAUUCGAUCACAGGUUGCAGAACCGGUGCUUCAGGAUACUAUUCUUGGCCAAGCUUCAGAACCUCAGUCGGCUCAUCAGACACAUUUAGAACCUCCAUCGAGCAACCAUAAAGCAGAGUUUGGUGAACCCGCUGCUGAUUCUAAGGUCUUGCACCGGCCUCAUCCAGUUGACACAGUCCACCAGGAACUGGAAGACACUGCCCCGGGCUUUUUGCCUUCUGCUGGCCGGGUAAAAGUAACUACUACAAGUCGUUCUGGAAGUCCUUCAGUGACAGCUGAUGUGACGUACCCUCCCACUGCUAUUGGAAGUGAAGUUGUAUCUAAUGCGAAGAUUAGUCGCCUGGUAGAUCCGGUACGACAGGAGCUUGAGGAUCCCACACCGGGACCCUCUCAAGUCGCAGGAGGACUGGGUUCCAAAGUCACUGUACGCAACAGUAACACUGCCGCGGCUGCUUCGCCUGUGGACUCGAGAACAUUACUUCGGUCCCAGCUUGUGGAUCCUGUUCAUCAGGAACUUGAAGAUACCACGCCGGGUGUCAUGGUUAAGUCAGCAACAAAUGGCCCUCAGACGACAGAGGCGACUGCUCACGAUGGAGCCAGCAAGGUGGCAUUUGAAUUCACUAACCAUGUGUCAGUGAUAUAUAAUGAGACAGGUGCUGGCCCACCAGCUGACAGUAUACGAAGGGAUCUGUUGGUAGUAAAUGGCACUAGAUCUAGCUAUGCCACAGCUUUUCUACACAGUGUGCAACUAGGUGAUGAUGAUGAUGAUGAUGAGUCACACUCCACUACGGCACAUGGUGGCAGACAGUCAGAGAUGGAGUCAUCAUUUGAAGACUCAGCAAUUCAGCAAGAAAAACAGAUUCCUCAAGAUGCAGAAGAUGUAGUGAGACCAGAGCCACUACCACUCAGUGCCAUCAACAGUAACGACAAUGAAACCAGGCAUGAAGAUGUGGCUGUCAGCCUUCAACAGCAGCUGCAUGCACUCAAAUCUGAUGGCUUCUCGACACAGCCACCUGUUAACACUGUGAAGCCAUCUUUGGACAAGGAUAUGGCAGCUCUUAAAGACCUCAGAUCUGGAGCAAUUCAACAUCGGACAACAGUUGAACCUGUUCCUUUAAACCAAUAUUCUGUUCAGUCAAAGACAGACAGUGAUCAAAACAAGGCAUAUGGACAACAGGAACAUGCAAGUGGUGACUUGACAGAGAGAAAAAUGAACAAUACAUCUGUGGAGAGUAAAUAUCUUGAAGGAUCAGUUGAAGGUGGUGUGUUAGUAGAAAACUCAGAUAUCAGACAAGUAAAGAUUGCCACUUCUGCUAUUCCACCAACAACAGCCAAGGACAAAACAUUGGGAAAAGAUGAAGACUUCAAAAGCAAAACGAAAGCAACAAUUGAUAGUCUCAAUAGAAAUAAAAAGCUCAUAACAGCAGCAACUGCAAAUUACAGCAACUCAUGGACAAGGAUUCUGCCACUUACUAGCAUCAAACCACAAACUUUCAACAAAUCUGAGUCAGAAGAUGGUUUUAUUAGUAGCCAAGAAAGAGAGAAAUAUGUAGUAGCUGAAGAAAAGAUGUUGGACAGUACUAAUGAUUCACAGGCUGAGUCAGCUAGAAUAGAAAGUCUCUCUGAUUCUUCUGGAACUAUACAUGAAGAGAUGAAAAUGAUUCCAAUUCCUAUUUCAACUGUGAUACCAUCAACUAUGAUUAAUCACAGACAUGAAAGAGUAGACAACUUGAAAGCUGAAACAAUAGUUCAUGCUGUAGAUGAACCUGAGGAAGAGAGUAACACUUCUGGCAGCACUAAUGUGUCACCAGUACCUGCAGUUUUACUGCAAGCAAAUAGUGGUGGAUGCGAACUCAACAACACCUGUAAUGGAACUUCAGAGAUUCAUAACAAUGGACACAUGGAAUUGUCCCCAACAACCAUUGUUUUUGAAACUUCUACCACUGCAGUAACAUCUAUCAACACUGGUUCUCCAAUUGCAAUAAGGGGUGAAAUAACAACACCAAGUGGAGAUGAGAACUGGACAGUUUCAACUAUGCCAGUUGAAAAGUCAACCGUGCCAGAAACAACAGAAAUAACUUCAACAGAUUCAUAUAUGGACACCACUAUGUAUACAACAGUACAGCCAGAAGCAACAUCAGGUCUGAUCUCAGCUGCUCCUUCAGUGAUCAAAACUGUAGAUAACUCAACAGAGAAACCACAAGAUACUCCUCUGACAACAGAGUUUUACAGCAUGACCACAAGACAGACAGACAGUGGUAAGGAUGAAGCAGUCACAUUUCCAACCACAGAGAAGAUGGAUGAUGUGGUAACAACAGUGACUACACCGAUACUGGUGCCAACAGAAAGGGAGACAACAACUAAUAAAGAGGGGAGCCAAUGGCUUUAUGGAGAUCAACCACAGGAGGGCAGCAAUAACAAUAGGUGGCAGGAAGAAGCUACUACAAUAACCAAAGAUGGAGCUAUGGACACAGCUACAUAUGUACCUGAAACCACUACGGAACAAGAUUCUGACAAAGAACUGAAUGAAUGGGAUGUACCUGAUAAAAGUGAGACAGUGACUGCAUUUUGUAGACUCAGCCUUCUGGCAUCUGGAGAGCAGGUGUGUCUAUAUCUGGGAGGGCUUCCCUGCAAUAUUGCUCAAAUUCUACAGCAGUACACAGGAAGGGUAAUUAUGUACCAGCAAGUAGUUAUCCAUAUGCCAGGGAAAGAGGUGCGAUGUGAUGACAUUACUAGAGAGAGAACUCUAGAUGUCUAUAUACAAGAUGAAAAUGGUUCAUUUGAUUAUGAUCUAAGUGUGUUGCUGAAAAGGAUCUGGGAUGAAAGCCACCCAUCACUUCCAUUUCAGAUUCUCAACAUGGAGUUAGUGAAGGAUGGCCUAAAUGACACUAGCACAGCCCCUCCUGACCCAGGUUUUGAAUCAGAUCCCAAUGGAGAAAUAACACCAGGUCUCUUAGCAGCUAUUAUUGUGGCCUGUAUAGGAACUGUCAGCUUACUCCUGCUUUUUGGCUUAAUGGUUUAUGUAAGGCGCCGCCAGAAGCAUUUCAACUAUGGACAACGCUGCACUCCAGUAUCUCUUGAUGCUUAUAGUGUUGACAGCAUCUCUGUUUACGACAGUGUCAGGUCACGGAGGAAAGGUCUAUUCAGAUCAUCAAAGAGAUCCUAUGGAAAUCUAGCUUUUGAUGACCCGAACUCUCCUUCACAUCCAAUGAACUUUGCAGGUUUGGCAAAUUUCAGUUCUGAUACGUCUGGACUGCAAGAAGAGUUUGAAGCUGUUCCACAAGUUACAGUUACAACAGAUGAACUCCCAGAUGGUGCUGAUGUGAAGAAUCGAUAUUCUAAUGUCAUCCCUCUUCCAGAGACUCGUGUACAUUUAACUGCAAAAGAAGGGGAGCCCCUCUCAGAUUACAUCAAUGCCAACUAUGUCAGGGGUCCAAAUAAUGAAGAGAAAUUCUAUAUUGCUUGCCAAGCACCUCUUCAGUCAACAAUAACAGAUUUCUGGCGUAUGGUUUGGGAACAACAGACUAAAGUCAUAUUGAUGAUCUGCAACCUGGUUGAGAGUGGCUCUGAGAAAUGUGCUGAUUAUCUUCCACCAUCAGAAGUGCUUGAUUGUCACAGACUGUUUGGUGACUUCCAGAUCACUCUUAAAAAGAGAGAAGAGAAAGAAAAAUAUGUAAUUUCAACACUUCAGAUAAAGAAUCUAGAGUCCAACCUCUGGCGAGAGGUAACACACAUGUGGUUUGCUAGCUGGCCUGAACAGGGAGUGCCUGAGGAUCCAAGCCCACUGAUUGCAUUCCUUAUAGAAGCAAGAUCUCACAUGCGUAAUGCACCUGGACCACACGUUGUACACUGCAGUCCGGGCACAGGACGCACUGGAACCGUCAUUGCCUGUGACAUUCUCAUUCGUGAAUUUGAAAGAACACGAAAUGUAGACGUGCCACGCUGUGUAUAUCGCCUACGCAGGGAUCGAGCAGGAGCAGUCAAGACCAAGGAACAAUAUAUUUUUAUAUAUAAGGUUCUCAAUCAUUAUGCAGCAAUGCUCACUGGUGGAGUUUUGGAUUCAAUAUGAAUAUUUGUGUGCAAA